AUGGGUUUCUACACGCGUUCUUCCUCGCAAGCACGGGUAGCUUGGGUGCUCCUGCUGCUAUGCUCGUGCACGCUGUUAAUCAGGGCACACGGAGGAGGAUCUCGCAAGCUUUACAUAACCUACCUAGGCGAUGUGAGGCAUGGGCACCCAGAUGAUGUCGUCGCCUCGCACCAUGACAUGCUCGGCACUCUUCUCCAAAGCAAGGAGGAAUCUGUGGCCUCCAUGGUCUACCACUACAAGCAUGGUUUCUCGGGCUUCGCCGCCAUGCUCACCCAAGACCAAGCAACAAGACUUGCAGAGUUUCCGGAAGUCAUCAGCGUGAAGCCGAGCAGGAGGGUCAGGACGACCACCACGCGGAGCUGGGACUUCCUUGGGCUCAACUACCAGUCCUCCCACACGCCGGCCAGUGAGCUGCUCCAAAUGAGCAACUUCGGAGAGGACGUAAUUAUCGGAGUUGUUGACACCGAGAUCUGGCCGGAGUCAAGAAGCUUCAGCGAUGUAGGGUACGGGCCGGUGCCAUCGAGGUGGAAAGGGGAGUGCCAGACCGGGCCGGACUGGGGCAUCAACAACUGCAGCCGGAAAAUCAUCGGCGCGCGGUUCUACACCGCUGGGGUCCCCGACGAGUACCUUAAAAGGGACUCGCUGUCGCCGCGGGACCACAACGGCCACGGCACUCAUUGUGCUUCCACCGCAGCGGGCUCGGCUGUAGGCGUGGACGGCGAGGCGGCUAGCUUCCACGGCCUUGCCGCGGGGGUGGCGCGGGGAGGCGCACCGCGGGCUCGCAUCGCGGUGUACAAGUCCAUCUUUGCUGGCUAUGGCGAUUCGGCCACUGUGCUGGCCGCCAUUGACGACGCGAUCCACGACGGGGUGGAUGUAUUGUCGCUGUCCCUCACUGUGCCGUACGAGAACUCGUACGGUGCCCUGCACGCGGUCCAGAAGGGGAUCACUGUGGUGUACUCCGCCGGAAACGACGGGCCCAGGCCGCAGACCGUCGAGGACACCUCGCCGUGGGUCCUCACCGUCGCGGCGAGCAAGAUCGACCGCUCGUUCCCGACGGUGAUCGAGUUGGGAAACAAGCAGCAGAUGGUGGGGCAGUCUCUCUAUUACCAAGUGAAGAACAUCAACUCAUCAUCACACACGACUAGCAGUUUCACAAAGCUUAUAUGUGCACGCUCUUGUGUGCCGAGACAUGAGGUUCUUCAUGAGAUUGACGUGAAAGGGGCUAUCCUGGUGUGCUUAAAUGAUAAUGACGCGAUCAAUCCAUCAGAUGAUUUCGCCCAUGCGGCCAAGUACGUGGUGGAAGGCGGGGGAUCCGGGCUCAUCUUCGCGCAAUACACAACGGACGCCCUGAGUUCCACAGUGGCUUACUGCCCGGGCAUCGCUUGCGUUAUCGUCGACAUCUACAUCUCCAGGAGGAUAUGCGAGUACGCCAUGGACACAAGCUCCCCCACAGCAAAAAUCGAACCCACGCGCACCGUCAUGAGCAAAGAUGUGCUGGCUUCGAAAGUGGCGUCCUUCUCUUCGAGAGGCCCAUCGGCUGAUUACCCGGCCUUCAUCAAGCCUGAUGUAGCUGCGCCCGGAGCCAACAUCUUAGCAGCAGUGGGAGACUCCUACGUAACAAAGUCAGGGACGUCCAUGGCAGCCCCGCAUGCAGCGGGUGUCGCCGCGCUGCUCAAAGCUCUGCACCCGGAUUGGUCUCCUGCUGCAAUAAAGUCAGCCAUCAUCACCACUGCGCAUGUAACUGAUGGACACGGCAUGCCGAUCCUGGCGGAAGGACUACCGCGGAAGGUCGCCGACCCGUUCGACUAUGGAGGCGGGAACAUCAACCCAUGCGGGGCAGCUCAUCCCGGCCUAAUUUAUGACAUUGAUCCACACGAUUACAACAAAUUCUUUCGAUGUGCCAACGUCAAGGAGGGGAUAUCUGCGUUCGCAAGCUGCGACACCACCUCUAUGCCAGAGUAUAACCUCAAUCUGCCGUCCAUCUCGGUUCCUGAUUUGAGGAGUGCGAUCACCGUCUCGAGGACGGUAACCAACGUUGGCGAGCUCCAUUCUGUGUACCACGUCGCAGUCCAGAGCCCGACUGGAGUCAAGAUGGAGGUUUUCCCAGAUGUUCUUGUUUUCGAUGCUGCGAACAAAGUCCGGAAAUUCGAGGUGAAGCUGUCACCUAUCUGGAACUUGCAAGGGGGCUACACGUUUGGCAGCAUCACUUGGCAGAAUGACCGACAAGUGGUGAGGAUUCCAGUUGCGACCCGAAUUACAAUUCAGGAUUUCUAUGCGGAUGUUGCAUAA
Triticum turgidum subsp. durum (durum wheat) is the source of this 2289-nucleotide messenger RNA. The record is from the annotation of a GenBank genome assembly. Lineage: Eukaryota; Viridiplantae; Streptophyta; Magnoliopsida; Poales; Poaceae.